AGAUAUUUACCGACCGGUAACCUCAUCUUGUAAAAAAUGUCUUUAUCAAGUCUAUAGUAAAUACUCACAUCUAAUUUAUAUUAAUAACAACUCAUAUUAAAGUUAUAAAAAAUACCAUUACUGUUACCCAAAUAAAAUGUCUUCGGAAAAGAAAGAAUCUGAGGCGGUCAUAAGAAAAGCAGAAAAAAAGGACAUGAAGGCUGUGAUGGCUCUAAUAAAGGAACUAGCUGCAUUUGAAAAAUUAGAGAACCAAGUUAAAAUAGACCACACCGUUUUAGAAGAGGAUGGUUUUGGCAGUGAUGGAAGACCGUAUUUUGGUUGCUUGGUAGCAGAACUACCGGACACGGGAAUUAUCGUGGCCUAUGCUUUAUAUUUUUAUAGUUACUCUACGUGGGAAGGAAAAUCCAUAUUUCUCGAAGAUUUAUAUGUUCAACCUGACUAUAGGAUACAAGGAAUAGGAAAGAAGCUAUUUUUAGCCGUGAUGAAGACAGCUUUGGAUUCGGGAUAUAAAAGGGUAGAUUUCCACGUCCUAGCCUGGAAUCCCGCAAUUAGUUUUUACAAACGAAUGGGAGCUGUCGAUCUGUCAGAGAGUGAAGAAUGGAAACUGUUCAGAAUGGACCACUCGAGUCUAAAGGCGUUGUUCCAAUAAUUGUGAUUUUAUAGUUUUAUAAUAAAGUUAUGAUUAUUU
This is a messenger RNA of Diabrotica balteata, 688 nucleotides long. NCBI's taxonomy places the organism in Eukaryota, Metazoa, Arthropoda, Insecta, Coleoptera, Chrysomelidae. The record is from the annotation of a GenBank genome assembly.